AUGGAGACCAUCCGCGGUCUCCUGUGGAAGCCGACGCCAGAGGAGCAGAAGCGCAAAUGCAACGCCCUGGUGCGCCAAAACGUGCGCAAACUCGACCGCGACAUCCAGCAGCUCAAGGCCACGGAGCAAAAGACCAAGACGCUCAUCCUGCAGUCGUCCAAGCGCGCCCAACGCAACCCCUCCAUGGCCAAGCAGGCAAACCAGGACGUCCGCAUCUUCGCCCGCGAACUAGUGCGCAUCCGCAAGCAGAACUCGCGCCUGCAGACGAGCAAAGCACAGCUGCAGUCCGUGCAGAUGCAGGUCAACGAGGCCUUUUCCGUGCGCAGGAUCGAGGGCUCGAUUAAAGCGUCCACGGGCAUCAUGCGCGACGUCAACAGUCUGGUCAGGUUACCCGAGCUCAUGGGCACGAUGCGCGAGCUGAGCUCCGAGCUCAUGAAGGCGGGCAUUAUUGAGGAGAUGGUCGAUGAUACGUUGAUGGAUAAUGAGAUGCUGGAGGGUGAGGAGGGUGAGGCUGAGGAGGAGGUCGAUAAGGUGCUGUCGGAUAUCCUCAAGGAUCGACUGCCGGCUAGCAAGGCGAAGGAGGACGAUCUGCCAACGCCUGCGCAGGCAGAGGAGGAAGACGAAGAGGAGGACCAGGCGGAGAUGUUGGCCCAGAUGAGGGGCAGGCUGGAGGCGCUCAAGAGCUGA
This is a messenger RNA of Dothidotthia symphoricarpi CBS 119687, 687 nucleotides long. RefSeq lists its product as uncharacterized. The transcript has 2 exons. The record is from RefSeq and is a predicted model, not a curated record. NCBI's taxonomy places the organism in Eukaryota, Fungi, Ascomycota, Dothideomycetes, Pleosporales, Dothidotthiaceae. Gene Ontology annotation, cellular component: multivesicular body; ESCRT III complex. Bases 1 to 687 code for a protein of 228 amino acids. Gene Ontology annotation, biological process: endosome transport via multivesicular body sorting pathway; protein transport; late endosome to vacuole transport.